UUAAAACAAAAAAGUUUGACGCGUUUUCCUCAGAAGUUAAACUACAAAUCCCAGCGUGCAUUGUACGGCAUGGCGCUUGCGCACAAAGAUCACAUGAGGUGGGGAAGAUGGAGGAGGUCGGGUUCGGAUCUCUACAGCUGUUAUUGAAGGCUCCCUCAAAGGAUGUGGUGAGGCAUUUAUGUCAGGAAAGUUUUUCCUCUGCGGCCACUACUUCAUCUAAGUUGGUUGACAACACCGUCAGUAGUUUAUCGGUGACUCCUGAGGAGGCCCAGCAGUUGAUCUCUUCCCUUCACCAUUUCACACGUCAAGUUGUGUUCCAAGGACUAGCUUCAGCCGAAGAGAUUUUCCCACUCUUUCCAGAUAAUUUCCAUCAGAACCUAAAAAAUCUGUUAACUAAAAUAAUUCUUGAAAAUGUAGCCAGCUGGAGGAAUGAGGCACUUGCAAAUCAAAUUUCCUUGCCUCGCCUCAUCAACAUGGAUUGGAGAGUGGAUAUCAAAACCUCCUCUGAUAACAUCAACAGAAUGGCAGUGCCUACAUGCCUACUCCAAAUGAAGAUUCAGGAUGAUGCCACUGUUUGCCAACAUAAGUCCACUAUUUCCACAGUCUCUCUUGAACUAAGUAAAGAAAAAUUGGACACAAUGUUGGAUGGACUUGGUCGGAUACGGGAUCAGCUUUCAGCUGUGGCAAAUAAAUAGUUUAGGAGCUGUCUCAAUGCACAAGUAUGACACUUCUAAGACAUCGUAUUUGGAUCAGGUGGAAUGUUGUCCUACUGUCCUGUGUGUGCCUUUGAGGCAUGAACCUUCCAUUUUGUGCUAUCUUAUUUCAAUCAUCAAAGAUGUAAUUGCUGUAAAUUUCUCCAAUUUUUUUCUCUCUUUUGGAAUUAAAUGUCUUAUUUUUCCAUUGUAUCUUGAUACUUGUCUCUUCUGUGUACAGUGAACCUUGCAUUAAUAUUUAAAUUAAAAGCAAUGCCAAAAUAUUUUUGAUUAGUCUUUGCAAGGACGUGGAUGUUGGAAACUGGGUAGUUUGGAGGGCAGGUGAAUCAGGAGUCCUGCCUUGCUGUAACCUUUUUUUUAAACUUUGUUUCCAACAGCUGAUUUCCUUCCCUGAAAAAUACUUGAUUAGUUUGAUUAAUUUGAUUAGUUUCAUGAUUAUAUUUUUUGAUAAAAGCGUUCUUAAACAUUUAGUUACUUGAAUUUGUAAAACCCAGCUAUAUAAAGGGGAUUUAAAUUUGUCUCUAAUACUAUAGUCCAGUAGCUGCAUAUUAUAUGGAAUAUUUUAUAUUGAAGCCCUUGAGCAAACAGGAAAAUACAAGAUGAACAAGCAUUGUACUGAUGGGAGGUCUCUGAUCUGAAACAUGAACUCUCUUUCCACAAUGGCAAGGUGGACAGAAGGAUAAGACAUUCUCAAAAUGUGUGCUGGGCAGCACAGUGGCACAGCUAGUAAGUGUUGAUUCACAGUUUCAAAGACAUGAGUUCAAUCGUGACUUCUGGUGCUAUCUUUGUGGUGUUCGCAAUCUCUCCUUAUGACAGCGUUGGUUUCCUCUGUAUGCUCUGGUUUUCUACCACAACCCAAAGACAUGUGGUUCCGUAGGUCAAUUAGCCAGUGUAAAUUACCUCGUGUAGAUGAGUUGUAGAAUUCGGGAAGAACUGAUAAUAGAAAAUGAUUUGACAUAGAUCGUAAAACUAAGUGGUUGGUUUGUACGUGCUUGAUGGGUUAAAGAGCCUGUUCUGUGCUGUUCUGUCUCUGAUGGCUGCUCCACCAAGGUGACACUGGUGAUAUACAGUGACAUUUUGUGGGCAGCUCAUAAACCCAGAUAUUUUACUGGAUAUACUUCUGAACAACAAUUGAUGCAAUCCAUGGACUGUAAUUUCCCUUUUAAAAAUGUGUACUUUUGAACCAUCUAAACGAACUAGCUAUUUUUAUAAGCUGAAGGAUUCAGUGAACGUAACUCUCAGGAAUGUAGGUAUAACACCUUGAAGUAGAUGGAAGUUCGCCAUUGCUGGAAGAGAGGGCACCAGAGCAGAUUUCAAGCUAGAUUAAAGCAUGGGCCCAAGAGCAGAAAACAAGGCGGUAUUUAGCUCCAUCAAUAUGCCUACCAAGAUCCCCAAAUUAACCCUGUCCCGUUUGCCUAUGUUUGACCUGUCUCCCUCUCUUACUACUACCAUCUGUCAGGAGGUGCAAGAGUCUUGUAUCCCAUGCCAGCAGGUUCAGGAAUAGUUGUUGCCAACAACCAUUGGGUCCUUGACUUGUGUGGAUAGCUUCAUUCGUUUGUUCCAGCCCUGAACUGACUCCACAGCCUGUAGACUCAAUUUCAGGGACUCUGCCUUUGCUAUGUAUGGCCUUUCAUAGAUUCUAGUGUACUGUAUUUAUUUUCCUAUGGGUGCCUGCAUUGAUAAUAAAUGUACUUUGAACUUUGAGUAUCUCCAUAUGUUAUGUUCUUUCAGAUUUCAACAACUUCAGCAUUUUGAUUUUUCAAUUUUUUGUACAUUGGUAGUAAUUUCAGCCACAGUAGGUAUGGUGGUACAGAUCUUUCCCUCCUUCACAUGUUCCUGUUAUAUGUACAUAUUUUAACUUCAUAAAUGUUUCAGAUAGAAUUGUUGUACUAGUUAUUCUGCAAAAUUUAAGAAGUUAAAUUCUGCUUGUGAGUUCACUAUCUAUUUACUAAAUUUCAUUUUGUGUAAAAUACCUGUUUAGCUAACUC
Mobula hypostoma (lesser devil ray) is the source of this 2701-nucleotide messenger RNA. RefSeq names its product COMM domain containing 9 (gene commd9). The record is from RefSeq and is a predicted model, not a curated record. NCBI's taxonomy places the organism in Eukaryota, Metazoa, Chordata, Chondrichthyes, Myliobatiformes, Myliobatidae. The transcript has 6 exons. Bases 108 to 695 code for a protein of 195 amino acids.